This is a messenger RNA of Rosa chinensis, 558 nucleotides long. Its product is annotated as disease resistance protein RPS4B-like. NCBI's taxonomy places the organism in Eukaryota, Viridiplantae, Streptophyta, Magnoliopsida, Rosales, Rosaceae. The record is from RefSeq and is a predicted model, not a curated record. Bases 58 to 558 code for a protein of 166 amino acids. The transcript has 2 exons.
CCAUUCUAUGCAGCAUAUUCUGUCACACUUCAAUGUGAAUGCAAUCUCACAACCAUAAUGGAUGAUGCAAAGUUCAGAAUUAUGCGAAUGGCAACUGCUUGUAAUCUUAAACGUUUGUCAUCUGGUAAAGCAGAGUUCAUGUGUCCGGGAAAUGAAAUUCCUAAAUGGUUUAGCUGUCGAACGGAGGGAUCUUCAAUGAACAUUAAGCUUCCUUUGCACUGGUCUGAUGAUUCAAACUUCUUGGGUAUUGCUCUGUGCUCUGUUUGUGCAAUCAGUGUCCCAUUUCUUUUUCAUAGGUAUGAAUGUGAUAUGAUUCUCAAAACCAACAAUGGUGAAACCCAUAGUGUGAAUUUGGCAAGUACAGAGGGCAACAAGACUGAUGACCCGACUGUUGACACAGAUCACGUGUUGGUGUGGUAUGAUACAGUCCAUGCAAUUUCAGAUGAAGCAAAAUGGUCUGUGGAAGCCUCGUUUGACUUCUAUACAGUACUCUGUCGUAAGCGGUGGAAUAAAGUGAAAAGGUGUGGGGUCUGCUUUCUGUAUGCAAGGCCAAGAUGA